CGCGCUCGGCGGGACCGGGCGCGGCACCUGUAGCUGCGCCCGCCGAGUUCCCCGGGUCAUGCUGCACGUGGAGGAGGCGGCUCCGAGCGCCCGCCUGGGCCGCCUGUGAGCGCGGGACCGUAGGAGGGACCCGGCGCGGCGCCGCGGGCACGAUGCCUUUCCUUCCGGAGGCGGGGGCGGCGGGGCGCGCGGUGGCCCUGGCCCUGGUGCUGCUGCUCCCUGCAGUGUCCUCGGGCGCCGGCGUCCCGCUCCGCCUGCAACCGGGCAUGCCCCACGUGUGUGCGGAGCAGGAGCUGACCCUGGUGGGCCGCCGCCAGCCCUGCGUGCGGGCCUUCAGCCGCACAGUGCCCGUGUGGAGGCCGGGUUGCGGGCGGCAGGCCUGGUGUGUCAGCCACGAGCGCAGAACCAUCUACUACACGGGCUACAGGCAGGUGUACUCCACUGAGGCCCAGACGGUGUUCCGGUGCUGCCCGGGGUGGAGCCAGCAGCCAGGGAGCCAGGGCUGCCUCUCCCCCGUGUGCAGCUCCGGCCUCUGCUUUAACGGCGGCCACUGCGUGUCCGGCUCAGCCCAGCCGUGCCGCUGUCCCCCUGGCUUCCAGGGUCCUCGCUGUCAGCAUGAUGUGAACGAGUGUGCCACCAGCAACGCGGGCUGUGAGGGUGAGUGUCGCAACACCGUGGGGGGCUUCUACUGCAGCUGCCCGCCCGGCCGCCAGCUGCGGGGAGACGGCACGACCUGCCAAGAUGUGGACGAGUGCCAGGUGCACAACGGCGGCUGCCAGCACCGGUGUGUGAACACCCCAGGCUCCUACUUCUGUGAGUGCAAGCCCGGCUUCCGUCUCCACGCGGACGGCAGGACCUGCCUGGCCAUCAACUCCUGUGCCGUGGGCAAUGGUGGCUGCCAGCACAACUGCAUCCAGCUCACAGUGACCCAGCAUCGCUGCCAAUGCCGGCCUGAAUUCCAGCUCCAGGAGGAUGGCAGGCGCUGCAUCCGGAGAAACCCGUGUGCAGACAGGAACGGCGGCUGCAUGCACAGGUGCCGGGCACUCCGGGGCGUUGCCCACUGCGAGUGCCACGCGGGCUACCAGCUGGCAGCGGACCGCAAGGCCUGCGAAGAUGUGGAUGAAUGUGCCACGGGCCUGGCCCAGUGUGCCCACGGCUGCCUCAACACGCAUGGCUCCUUCAAGUGUGUGUGCAAUGCGGGCUACGAGCUGGGUGCUGAUGGCCGGCAGUGCUACCGGAUCGAGAUGGAGAUCGUGAACAGCUGUGAGGCGGACAACGGCGGCUGCUCCCACGGCUGCAGCCACAGCAGUGCGGGCCCCAUCUGCACCUGCCCCCGUGGCUACGAGCUGGAUGAGGACCAGAGGACGUGUAUCGACGUCGACGACUGUGCCGCCUCCCCCUGCUGCCAGCAGGUUUGCACCAACAGCCCCGGCGGCUACGAGUGCAGCUGCUAUGCCGGCUACCGGCUCAGUGCGGAUGGCUGCGGGUGUGAGGACGUGGAUGAGUGCGCCUCCAGCCGCGGCGGCUGCGAGCACCGCUGCGCCAACCUGCCUGGCUCCUUCCAGUGCUCCUGCGAGGCUGGCUACCGGCUGGACGAGGACCGCAGGGGUUGCACCUCCCUGGAGCUGCCUGAGCUGGUCCUGGAUGGCCACCUGCCCCUGGGGCGGCCCCCGCUGCAUGUCGCGGUGCUCCAGGACGCGCUGCCCCACCUCUUGCAAGACGACUACGUCGGGGUUGAGGAGGAAGAGGCCGAGGCGCGGGGCGAACACACACUGCAGGAAAAGUUUGUCUGCCUGGACGAUACCUUUGGCCCAGACUGCAGCUUGACCUGCGACGACUGCAGGAAUGGGGGAACCUGCCUCCCCAGCCUGGACGGCUGUGACUGCCCUGAUGGCUGGACUGGGCUCAUCUGCAAUGAGACCUGUCCUCCGGACACCUUCGGGAAGAACUGCAGCCUCUCCUGCAGCUGUCAGAACGGCGGGAACUGUGACCCUGUGACGGGGGCCUGCCGCUGCCCCCCGGGGGUCAGCGGAGCCCGCUGUGAGGAUGGCUGCCCCAAAGGCUUCUAUGGCAAGUACUGCCGUAAGAAGUGCCACUGUGCCAACCGGGGCCGCUGCCACCGCCUCUAUGGGGCCUGCCUCUGUGACCCGGGGCUCUACGGCCGCUUCUGCCACCUGGCCUGCCCACCGUGGGCCUUUGGGCCGGGCUGCUCGGAGGAGUGCAAGUGUGAGCAGCAGAACACGCGUGCGUGCGAUAAGAGGGACGGCAGCUGUGCCUGCAAGGCGGGCUUUGGGGGCGAGUGGUGCCAGGAUGAGUGCCAGCUGGGCUUCUUUGGGCCAGGGUGCCGACAGGCGUGCACCUGCCCCCCGGGUGUGGCCUGCAACCCUGUCAGUGGCGAGUGUGGGAAGCAGUGUCCCGCUGGCUACCACGGGGAGAACUGCAGCCAAGAGUGCCCGGCGGGGACGUUUGGCCAGAACUGCUCAGGCUCCUGCUCCUGUGGGGGCGCCCCCUGCGACCGGGUCACAGGGCAGUGUCUGUGCCCACCGGGGAGGACUGGGGACGACUGUGGGGCAGAUUGUCCCGAGGGCCGCUGGGGGUUUGGCUGCCAGGAGAUCUGCCCGCCGUGUGAGCACGAUGCCACCUGUGCGCCAGAGACUGGAGCCUGCCUGUGCCGCCCCGGCUUCACGGGCAGCCGCUGCCAGGACGCCUGCCCUGCCGGCUGGUUUGGGCCCGGCUGCCAGACGCGGUGCUCCUGUGCCAACGAUGGGCUCUGCCACCCGGUGACCGGCCGGUGCAGCUGUGCCCCUGGGUGGACAGGCCUCAGCUGCCAGAGAGCCUGUGACAGUGGCCACUGGGGACCCGACUGCAGCUACGCCUGCAACUGCAGCAUGGGCCACGGGGGCUGUGACGCCGUCAGUGGCCUGUGUGUGUGUGAAGCCGGCUAUGUGGGCCUGCGGUGUGAGCAGCGUGAGUCCCGGCCUGGCCCGCUCAUGCAUGUGCACAUGCAUGCUCACAUGCACACACACACAUGCUCACGUGCACACACACGUACAAGUGUCAGGGGGACCCAACCCUGCUUCCUGUCCACAGACAAGCAGGGAGUCUCCUCGUCUAAGCCUACCCCAACUUCCCCAUCUGGCCCCCCGCUAUCCGCCACACUCCCACUGCCUGGGCUCAAGAGAAGGCCCACGAGGAGCAAAGGCAGCGAGAGAUGGGGGUGUCCCCAGGGCUACUUUGGGCCGGGCUGUGGGCGGCAGUGCCAGUGUGAGCACGGGGCGGCCUGUGACCACGUCAGCGGGGCCUGCACCUGCCCUGCCGGCUGGAGGGGCACCUUCUGUGAGCGAGCCUGCCCGGCUGGCUUCUUUGGAGUGGACUGUGGCCGUGCCUGUGACUGCAGUGCUGGAGUCCCCUGUGAGCCCGUGAGCGGCUCCUGCCUCUGUCCUGCUGGCCACCAGGGCCCCCGCUGUGCCCAGACCUGCCCAGCCCACACAUUCGGCCACAACUGCAGCCAGGCCUGCUCCUGCUUUAAUGGGGCUUCCUGUGACCCUGUCCACGGGCAGUGCCGCUGUGGCCCUGGCUGGACGGGGCCCACCUGCCUGCAGGCCUGCCCAGAGGGCCUCUAUGGCAAGGAUUGUCAGCACUCCUGCCUGUGCCGGAACGGGGGCACCUGUGACCCGGUCUCAGGUCACUGCACCUGCCCAGAGGGCUGGGCCGGCCUGGCCUGUGAGAAGGAGUGCCUCCCAGGGGUCUUUGAAGCCGGCUGCCCGCCCAACUGCGGGUGCCUCAAUGGCGGCCUCUGUGACCCGCACACUGGCCACUGCCUCUGCCCAGCCGGCUGGACUGGUGACAAGUGCCAGAGCCCCUGUCCCGAGGGCGCCUUCGGGGUCCGCUGUGAGGAGCGCUGCGCCUGCCGGUGGGGUGCCGCCUGCCACCCUGUCACCGGGGCCUGCCUCUGCCCCCCAGGGUGGAGGGGCCCGCGGUGUGAGAACGCCUGCCCACCCGGCUGGUUUGGAGAGGCCUGUGCCCAGCGCUGCCAGUGCCACCCGGGCGUCGCCUGCCACCACGUCACCGGGGAGUGUCACUGUCCCCCGGGCUUCACAGGCCCCAGCUGUGAGCAAGCCUGCCCACCUGGCACCUUUGGGGAGCGCUGUGGGCAGCAGUGCCACUGCCCCGGCGAGAACCAGGCCUGCCACCCCGCCUCGGGGGCCUGCGUGUGUGCCCCCGGCUUCCACGGCGCCGGCUGCCAGCAAUGGUGCCCGCCUGGGCGGUUCGGGCCUGGCUGUGAGCUGCUGUGUGGGUGUCUCAACGGGGGCUCCUGUGACGCGGCCACCGGGGCCUGCCGCUGCCCCGCCGGGUUCCUUGGGACCGACUGCAGCCUCGUCUGUCCACAUGGCCACUUUGGCCCCGGCUGUGCCCACGUGUGCGGGUGUGGGCAGGGGGCGGCCUGUGACCCCGCGACCGGCAGCUGCUCCUGCCCGCCCGGGAGGACUGGCGUCCACUGUGAGCACGGCUGCCCCCAGAACCGAUUUGGUGUGAACUGCGAGCAUGCGUGCUCCUGCAGGAACGGGGGCCUGUGUGACUCCACCAAUGGCAGCUGCUCCUGCAGCCUGGGCUGGACGGGGCCACACUGCGAGCUGGCCUGCCCCGCCGGCCGCUACGGUGCUGCCUGCAGCCUCGAGUGCUCCUGCCACAACCGCGGGGCCUGUGAGCCCACAUCGGGGGCCUGCCGCUGCGGCCCCGGCUUCUAUGGCCAGGCCUGCGAGCACCCCUGUCCCCCCGGCUUCCAUGGGGCUGGCUGCCAGCAGACAUGCCAGUGUCAGCACGGUGCCCCCUGCGACCCCGUCAGCGGCCGGUGCCUCUGCCCUGCCGGCCUCCACGGCCAGUUCUGCGAGCGGGGGUGUGAGCCGGGCUCGUUCGGAGAGGGCUGCAGCCAGCAGUGUGACUGCGAGCUUGGGGUGCCCUGUGACCCCAUCACCGGCCUCUGCCUGUGUCCCCCGGGGCGCACGGGGGCCUCCUGUGACCUGGGCUGCAGGAGGGGCUUCUUCGGGCCAGGCUGUGUCCUGCGCUGCUCCUGCGGGGGCGGGGCCGACUGUGACUCUGUCAGUGGGCAGUGCCUCUGCAUGGACGGCUACACAGGGCCCACGUGCCGGCAGGGUGGACCCUCCCAGCUCCUGGAGAGCCUGUCUCCAGCCCUGGGCCCAGCGGCCCUACAACCAACCUCCCACCAGACCCGGGCUCAGCAGCAGCCUAGAGAAGCACUAGCUCAGGGGCAGCCCCCGCUGAGGCUUGGCUCCCAGGGGCCACUGAGGGGACCUGGGGACUUUGGUGACCACUGAGGAGGGACAUGCGGGGGCCAGGACUCCGGCCCCACCCUGGUCUCCGAGGCCUGUGGACAGUGGUGCAGCCUUCAGCUCUGCAAGGAUCUUCUGACCACGAGGAUGGAGGCCCUGCCUGGCCCGCCCUGAGGAUCAUAGUGUGGAGGAAACCCCACCUGCCGUGUCCCCGGGGUGAGACUGCGGGCAGGUGCGGGGACAGGUGCGGGCCUGGAGCCCUUCCUGGGAGCAAGUUCUUCUGGUGCUAGGCGUGGGUCUGCUGCAGUUCAGCCUGUUUACCUGGAAACAGAUGCUGGUGCUAGGCCGGGCCAUAUUUAUGGAAGAUAUUUAUGGGCAGCCAGCCCCUGGGCACUGGAGGGCUGCCUGCCUGCUGCCCCACCUGGGGGGCCUUGACUCGGGCCUCUGGGUGGGGCUUCGCUACCCUGUGAAACCAGUAAGUUAAGGAUGGAGCAGCUCCUUCUUGGAGGCCUGUAUGCUUGCUGCUUUGUACAGGCUCCCUGUGGUGGCCUCCUGGGACCGCUGGCAUGAGUGGGCUGACCAGAGAGGCCUGUGAGGCCCCUGGGCCUCCCUGGGUGCCACACAAGCAAAGUCGGGGUUUAUCCCGGUUCCUGGUGCUCUUGAGGGCGUGGGGCCCAGAGACGUGUGGUCCCCAGGGGAGGAGGGCAGGGUGCAGCUAAGGGCAGCUUGGGUGUGGUGCACUGCUCCCCCUGCCCUGUCUUCAGGGUAGAACCAGGGGAAAUGGUUGGACCCAGAUUGUCACACCAGACACUUAGGUCUGGGCUGGAGCCCCCUCCCCUCCAGCAUGAGCCCAGGUAGCUGAUAGCUCCAGGGGCAAAGAAUCUCAUGGGGCAAAGCAGGGUGGGUUCUCGUGAACCCUGUCCCCUUAGACGGACAGCGAGUGGACAGGCCACUGUUUUAAGACUUUGAGGUACAUAAAUAGCAUCCAUAUCCCAGAAAGCAUCAGGAACAGUGCAGGGAUAAUGGGAUGCAGGUCAAGAAGGACCAUCGUCAGGACUGGGCGUGGAGUGUGUGGAGGCUGGAGUUGCCGGGGGGUGGGGGGUGGGGGGUGGUGGCAGGAAUCUAGCCAAAUACCAGGUUUUCCAGCUCAGAACCCUCCCAGGAGGCAUCAGGGAGGCAGAGAGAGAGAAGAUACAAAGGAAAGGUUAGUGGAAAAGGAUGAGGGAAGUGUUAACACUUCUGAAGCCCUAGAAAAAGAAGGGAAAAACCAUUGACACAAAGCACCAAGCUCUCAGGUCUAAGUUGGAUGAUCUCAGAUCCAAAGUGCUCAUAUUGGAAAUAAAAUUUAAAACAUUUUAAA
Cervus elaphus (red deer) is the source of this 6651-nucleotide messenger RNA. It is a transcript of the gene MEGF6, whose product is annotated as multiple EGF like domains 6. The record is from RefSeq and is a predicted model, not a curated record. The coding region runs from base 153 to 5336 and encodes 1727 amino acids. Gene Ontology annotation, molecular function: calcium ion binding; protein binding. Lineage: Eukaryota; Metazoa; Chordata; Mammalia; Artiodactyla; Cervidae. The transcript has 39 exons.